AUGACAUUUUUCUUGUGGUCAGUGCUGGCGCCGAUAUCCCAGUACUCAUUCAUUCAUUCAUUCAGUUCGUGGAAAAAUGCCUUAAGUUAUUGGAAGGACCGACAGAUUUCUGGUCCAAAACCCAUACCUAUAUUCGGAAAUGUUUUGAGUCCUGUCCUAAAAGCGCGACCAUAUGUGGAGAUGGAGUGGUAUAAGAAAUAUGGCAAACUGUUUGGUGUGUUCAAUAUGGGUAAGCCUUGCCUAACAGUGGCCGACCCGGAGCUCAUCAAACAAAUUCUGGUCAAAGAUUUUCAUUCAUUUCGUAACCGACGGACACCUCCCGGAGGUAAUAGAGUGACCGCAAAGAGUAUGCUUAGUGCGAGGGAUGACGACUGGAAACGAGUCCGGGCUAUAGCCAGCCCUACCUUCACGUCCGGAAAGAUGCGGAAAAUGUAUGCUCUGAUCAAUCAUUGCUGCGAAGACUUCAUCGAUAGCCUGGAUAAGGAUGUGUCGAAUGGUAUGAAUGAAGUCGAGUUGAAGCAACUGAUGGGCGCCUACACUAUGGAUGUGAUCGCCAGCUGUGCCUUCGCCACCAAAACCAAUACAUACGCCGAUCCUAACAACCCGUUCACUACUAAAGCCAAUAAUUUGUUUACUGCUCCCAUUUGGAAAGGGAUGUUACAAUUGCUUUUGCCUUCAUUUAUAGUAAACUCUGAUAUAUACCGCCGAACUUUAAAUGCUUCUGACAGCGACUUCUUUGUAGACUUCUCCAGAAGUUUAAUACAGAAACGAAAGAAAAACAAUGAAAAACAUAACGAUUUUCUGCAGUUAUUAAUGGAUGUCGAGAGAAGUGAUGGCGAUAUCCGAGAGGCCAGUGAUGCCAAUGAAGCACAUCAU
Oppiella nova is the source of this 876-nucleotide messenger RNA. Lineage: Eukaryota; Metazoa; Arthropoda; Arachnida; Sarcoptiformes; Oppiidae. The record is from the annotation of a GenBank genome assembly.